This is a messenger RNA of Octodon degus (degu), 2948 nucleotides long. It is a transcript of the gene Btbd10, whose product is annotated as BTB domain containing 10. The record is from RefSeq and is a predicted model, not a curated record. Gene Ontology annotation, molecular function: protein binding. Lineage: Eukaryota; Metazoa; Chordata; Mammalia; Rodentia; Octodontidae. Gene Ontology annotation, cellular component: cytoplasm. Gene Ontology annotation, biological process: positive regulation of phosphorylation. The transcript is spliced from 9 exons. The coding region runs from base 141 to 1574 and encodes 477 amino acids.
AUCCGGUUGAAGAGGAAGCGGAGGCGACACUCUCCUCGGCCCCCUUGCCUCGGUCUUCUGUGGACCUUCAAGGGGAAGCACAGGUUAUGGGUGCUACAUGUGUGCUUUCAGAGCAGUAGUGUGAGAAAGCUUGAGGUGGGAUGGCAGCACGGCCUCAUCCCUAUGACAGUAACUCCAGUGAUCCGGAGAACUGGGAUCGGAAAUUGCAGAGUAGACCUCGUAAACUUUAUAAACAUUCAAGUACUUGCUCACGUGUUGCUAGAGGAGGAGUGGACAACACCAGAAUGAGUCUGCAUGGUGCUAGUGGGGGACAUGAGAGAUCAAGAGACAGACGGAGGUCAAGUGACCGAUCACGAGAUUCAUCUCAUGAAAGAACAGAAUCUCAGCUCACUCCUUGUAUUCGAAAUGUUACUUCUCCAACACGACAGCACCAUAUCGAAAGAGAAAGAGAAAAAGAUCAUAGUUCUUCUCGUCCAAGCAGUCCUCGUCUUCAAAAAGCAUCUCCAAAUGGUUCAGUUAGCAGUGCUGGGAACAGCAGCAGAAACAGUAGUCAGUCAAGUUCAGAUGGCAGCUGUAAGACAACCGGGGAGAUGGUGUUUGUAUAUGAAAAUCCAAAAGAAGGCGCUCGGAAUGUGAGAACAUCAGAACGAGUGACGCUAAUAGUGGAUAACACUAGAUUUGUUGUGGACCCAUCCAUUUUUACUGCACAGCCAAAUACAAUGUUGGGCAGAAUGUUUGGGUCUGGCCGAGAACAUAAUUUUACACGUCCCAAUGAGAAAGGAGAGUAUGAGGUUGCAGAAGGAAUUGGUUCCACUGUAUUUCGAGCCAUUCUGGAUUACUAUAAGACAGGAAUAAUUCGUUGUCCUGAUGGCAUAUCUAUUCCUGAGCUGAGAGAAGCGUGUGAUUAUCUCUGUAUCUCUUUUGAAUAUAGUACUAUUAAAUGUAGAGAUCUCAGUGCCCUGAUGCAUGAGUUGUCAAAUGAUGGUGCUCGUAGGCAAUUUGAAUUUUAUCUUGAAGAAAUGAUCCUUCCUCUCAUGGUAGCUAGUGCCCAGAGUGGGGAGCGAGAAUGCCAUAUAGUGGUGCUCACGGAUGAUGACGUAGUCGACUGGGAUGAAGAGUAUCCACCACAGAUGGGUGAAGAGUAUUCACAAAUUAUUUAUAGCACAAAAUUGUAUAGAUUUUUCAAGUACAUUGAAAACAGAGAUGUGGCCAAAUCAGUUUUGAAGGAGAGGGGUCUUAAGAAGAUUAGAUUGGGAAUAGAAGGUUAUCCUACAUACAAAGAAAAAGUAAAGAAAAGGCCUGGAGGCCGCCCAGAAGUCAUUUACAACUAUGUCCAAAGACCCUUUAUUCGAAUGUCCUGGGAAAAAGAAGAAGGAAAGAGUCGGCAUGUAGACUUUCAGUGUGUAAAGAGUAAAUCUAUCACCAACCUGGCAGCAGCUGCUGCAGACAUUCCCCAGGACCAGCUGGUAGUCAUGCACCCCACUCCACAGGUGGACGAGCUGGACAUCCUUCCCAUCCAUCCCCCUUCUGGCAGCAGUGACCUCGAUCCUGACGCUCAGAACCCAAUGCUGUGACGCUGUCGUUGAAACCGUAGCAUGCUACUCUUCUCAGUCUCAUUCCGCACUGCAAGGCCGCUCUCCUUCAUUGUGAGGUGCACAUGUGUAGGGUAUUGCAGUGUAGGUAUUUUUGAAGACCAAAGGCAGCUGAAUGGUUUUUUUAAAUGAGUACAACUCUAGCAUCCUGAGGUUCCAGUUAUAAAAAUGUAUUUGUUUACCAGUAGAUUUGUGAAAUUGGUUCUUUGUAUGGGGAAUAGUCCUUUUUCACAUAUAGGUCUUUUCAGAAGUGAUGGAAAUUGGUAGCUGGGGUGUUUUCAACAAAGACUGAUAUUCAUCAUACCCCAGAUAAAAGGCAGAUUAUUAUAUAGUUGCACUUUAUAAAUGGUGGUUAAUUGGAAUUGUUCAAGCCAUUUUAGAGUUGUGAUGUAUAAUAUAACUUAAGUGCUUCUAUCAAAGUUUUCCUUCAGUAAAAUGUUUGUAGUUUGCUGCCCAUGGUGAAAAAAUAGUAUUUAUCUUGGGCUUAUUUGAAUGGUUAGGAUGAGAUUUAGUGCUCAUGUCUUACUGGUUCACUCACUUCUAUCCAGUGCCGUUUCACCCUUUCAGAGUGAGUCACAUGCAGGGAGUGUGAACAUUAGAGGUGGUUUAUUAUCCAGUCUGCCUUACCCUUAAUCUGUUCACAGAUACUUAUUACUAAUGCUUUUUUUCUUAAGCGUUAUGAGAUAGGAAAAUGAAGUGUUUGCUCUUCAUUUACUAAAUGAUUGUAAACUCAAGUUUUUCAUCGAAAUAAAAUUCCAUUGGUUUUAAUGUUUCAGACCAACUUUAUAACCACCUUGGCCAGAGUUUUAGUCUCAUAAUUAGAUUUUCUGUCUCAUUGGUAUAAGUACAACUAGAAAUCAAAUAGCUUUUCAGAGCUUUUACUCUUAAUUUGGUAUGUGUGUAACAAAGCACUUAAAUUUCUUACUAGCUAUUAUAAGAACUGAAAAUAGUAUUUCUUAGUGUACCCUGUAUGAAAUGUGAAAUGACUUGGCCCUAAGUUUAAGAGCCAGUUUCAGACACUAGUUUCAUGUCUUCGCAUUGUAUUAUGCUGCUCUGCUUAGCAGAUAUUCAUGCAAAUGCUGUUUUAAAUACACUGUGGCCUAAUUCAAGAAUCAGAAAUAUUUAGGUGGUGUUGGGUCUGUGGUCACAUAAUGCUUGAAGCCCUACAACUGCCAGCAGUAGUAGCCGUGGAGAGAAGUCUGUUCGUUGCAUGAAAUUGUGAAUUUGUAUUUUCAGAGGUUUUCAGCUUUGUGUGUAAGCAAUAAUAACUUUGUUUUCACAUAAAUCAAAAUGGCAACAAUUUGGAAAUUAACUAUUUUUCCACAACACAUCUAGCAUGGAGGAACUGUUAUAAAU